Molecule: messenger RNA, 1823 nt
Organism: Clupea harengus (Atlantic herring)
Lineage: Eukaryota; Metazoa; Chordata; Actinopteri; Clupeiformes; Clupeidae
Gene: clk4b
Product: CDC-like kinase 4b
Exons: 13
Coding region: 165-1652 (495 amino acids)
Biological process (GO): peptidyl-tyrosine phosphorylation; regulation of RNA splicing
Cellular component (GO): nucleus
Molecular function (GO): protein tyrosine kinase activity; protein serine/threonine kinase activity; ATP binding
Source: RefSeq, a predicted model, not a curated record
UCAUUUCCUCGAAAACGACUACAUUUCCCGUCUACUGUGGGGAAGGUACACACAUCGUCGCCAUUUCAGGUUAGAACGUUCGACGUGGUGAAACAGAAGUUAACAGAAGUCGUCGUGUGCUAAAUUACAGUGUCUUCAAGAUUUGAAUUAACGAGUCGUUUGAGAUGCGUCAGUCCAAACGAAUGCGUUCGAGUGAUGGCUGGUUGUCGGAGUAUAGCUUGGAGGAGAGACUGGAGAUUCGCAAGCGACCAAGGCGAAGGUCGCGCAGUGUUGACAAGGAGAGGAAACCAAGAAGGCUUCACCACUACAAAACAUACGAAAGGUGUCACGUGCACACUAGGAGACUGGAGGUCAAAGAGAGGCGUGUUGUGAGGGAGGCCAGUCUGGAGCCUGAAGGCCAUGGGGCGAGAGACGCCGAUAGGAGAGACCCCGAUAGGAGUGACCCCGCCAGGGAGCGCGAGCGAGACCGAGACUGGCACCACUACAGCAAGUCCUCCGCUCGCAGUGGCCGCAGCUUCAGGAGUAGCCACGGACACCAUCUCUCCCGGCGGCGCAGUCACUCUAGACGGCGCAGCCAUCACUCGGACUCGAGGAGCCAGCGCAGGAAGAGAACCAGGAGUGUUGAGGAUGAUGAGGAGGGUCACCUGAUCUAUCACAAUGGAGACAUGCUAAGAGCAAGAUAUGAAAUUGUGUGUACUCUAGGCGAAGGAGCCUUUGGGAAAGUGGUGGAAUGCAUUGACCAUUCAAAGGACGGCCUGCGUGUCGCAGUGAAAAUCAUCAAGAAUCUUCAGCGCUACCGCGAGGCGGCUAUGUCUGAGGUGGAGGUGCUCGAACAGAUGAAUAAACUGGACUCCAGCAGCAAAUAUCCUUGUGUGAGGAUGCUGGACUGGUUUGAUUACCACGGACACAUCUGCAUCGUGUUUGAGCUGCUGGGCCUGAGUACAUUCGACUUCCUGAAGGAGAACGGCUUCAUGCCCUUCACCAUUGACCACAUCAGACACAUGUCCGACCAGAUCUUCAGAGCCGUGUUGUUUCUUCAUCAAAAUAAGCUCACUCACACUGAUCUUAAGCCUGAAAACAUUCUUUUUGUGGACUCAGAGUACGACAUUGAAUAUAAUGCCAAAAUGAAACGUGACGAGAGAACUUUGAAGAAGCUGGACGUCAAGGUUGUGGAUUUUGGGAAUGCCAUUUAUGAGCACGAGCACCACACGUCAGUCGUGUCGACGCGUCACUAUCGAGCCCCCGAGGUCAUCCUCGAAUUGGGCUGGAAUCAAGCCUGUGAUGUGUGGAGUCUCGGCUGCAUACUGAUCGAAUAUUAUCUGGGACUGACUCUCUUCCAGACACACGAUAGCAAAGAGCACCUAGCCAUGAUGGAGAGGGUGUUGGGCCCAAUACCCUCCCACAUGCUUCAGAAGACCAGGAAGAAACGCUUUGUGUAUCAUGAACGGCUGGACUGGGAUGAACAUAACUCUGCCGGUAGAUACGUGAGGAAACAUUGUAAACCGCUGAAGCAAUACAUGUCUUCCAAGAGCGCUGAACACGAGCAGUUGUUUGACCUGAUCCAUAAGAUGAUGGAGUACGACGUGUCCAAACGGAUCACCCUGGAGGAGGCCAUCAGUCACCCCUUCUUUGCUCCUCUGAAGGAUAAAUGACCAAAAACCCUUCACUGCCCGUUUAUUCACGCUCCAAAGGAGAGGGACCCACCGGACUGUAUCAGUCUCACUUAAAUUGUUCAUUCUGUGCAUAUUUAUUUCUUGUCAUUAGGAAAUGUACAUUCACAGUUGCUCUUUGUCUUUAAUAAAACCUGAUUUAUCUAGCAUUAA